Messenger RNA from Limulus polyphemus (Atlantic horseshoe crab), 2237 nucleotides. RefSeq names its product F-box only protein 25-like. The record is from RefSeq and is a predicted model, not a curated record. The transcript has 8 exons. Gene Ontology annotation, cellular component: SCF ubiquitin ligase complex; nucleus; cytoplasm. Lineage: Eukaryota; Metazoa; Arthropoda; Merostomata; Xiphosura; Limulidae. Bases 77 to 1009 code for a protein of 310 amino acids. Gene Ontology annotation, molecular function: protein binding. Gene Ontology annotation, biological process: protein ubiquitination.
CUUGUCACUGGAUAGUGAUGGGAAUACUGACAAUAGUGACAGUGACUCUGAAAACAAUAACACAGUUACCACUAACAUGGAUUUUCAGAAGAAAAGAGACUCUAACCCAUGGCAGCCACAUUUCCCCAUCACUAUCAAGUCUACCAAAGAGGUUGCAGGAUACAACACAAUUAGUGAAGCCUUUCGAAGAUUAGAUUUCAGAAAUGCUGUUAAGGAUAUCCGGAGAUUUAAUUAUAUCUGUAAGCUUAUACACCUUAUCAUUAGCCAAAACUUGACCACACUAAGUGGUUGUGCAACUAAAGUACUCUUUGCUUUGUUGGAGGAAGUAGCUGGCCAAGUUGCUAGCAACCAACAGAACAUACAUAUGCUUCAAGCAAUUUUACAAGACCUGAAGAAAACCAUGAGAAAGUACUACUGUUGGGGUCGUCCUCUGGGAAGCACUCUUCUCUGGGAGCAGCAUCUUCAGACUAUUGAGCGUAUAUGUAUGUUUGCUAGUAGCAUAGAAAUCAAAGAACCCAAAGAUGAUGGCAGCCUAAAGCUAACACACCUGCCUGCUGAACUGAUUCGAGAGAUCCUACUUCGUCUUUGCGACUACCGAGACCUUAUUAGUUCAGGACAAGCUUAUGAUGUAAUGCAGGCUAUGAUCAACGAGCAACAUAUCUGGCGUCAACUGUGCUGUUUUCACUUUACUCGACAGCAGGUUCGUCAUGCUAUUGAAUCCUUUAAAACUAAAUCGGGAAGACCAAUGAGAGUUGACUGGCAAGAAGUAUUUCACCGAUUACGAAAAGUCUUUGGCUUGAAGGAGGAAUAUGCCGAUUCUCUCUUUCUGUGUCGACACUGCCGCUGUCUGUUUUGGAAGUCUUUUGGACAUCCCUGUGUUCAUACGACACGACAACAACUAAAUGAAGAGGAGAUAGUUGGCAACAAGGAGACUGUCGAUUAUAAAGUUGUCGUCCCAGAGUGUAUUCCAGUGCAGCCUCAGGCUUUCCUGAAAUUCUUCUCUCUGUGACGUCACAGCCGAACCUUCUGUUAAUGUGAUGUAGCCUGUGAUUGAAACACUCUUCAUACUUCAGUUCCUCUUCUUAUGACCUACAGGGCCUGCAGGCUGGGCCUUAGUGUAAAUAGUGUCCCGUGGAAAUUAUAGCCACCAGCCAUGAGAAGGGAUAGCUUUUAUUUUUUUAAAUUGAUUUGAUGAAUAAGUACUCAGCUAAAGGUUAUAAAGAUUUGCUGGGUAAAGCUCCAUGAGUUAAACUACACAAACAGUUACUGAACAUUUUAGAUGCUCAUGUUUAACAAUUAUCUUAAAGUACAUUUCUUAUUUGUACCAACAAUUUCCAACUGAAGGAAGCAUUUAUUUAUACAAUAAAUAAUAAACUUGAAAAUACUUUGUUACAUAUAAAAAAGCAACAAAAAAAAACAAUUUCUAUUUUCAUUGUUCCUGGGAUCUAAAUAGGAUGAUAGUUGCACUAGUAGGUCUCCAGAUCUUACCUCCAUUCCCUGCUCCCAAACACAAAACAAAUAACAUUUUGGUUUCGAUAUUUUUUUUAAUUGCAGUGCUGAAUUUACUGACUAAUAAAAUACCAUAAUCGAAUUUUAAUAUCACGUCUUUGAAACAUUUCAUUUUUAGGAAAGAAUCGUUCAAAUUACCCUUGUAAUAUUCACAAAAAUAAAUAUGGAAUUUAUAAAUGACCCCUCCCCCCUCAUCAGAUUCCAAAAAUAUUUGUGACAUACAUUUUGUUAUCUUCAUAUAAUCUCUGUAUAUCUUGAUUAGAAAUGUACAGCUUCAUAAUAGAUUCUAAGAGGUUCUCUGAAUGUUGUUACUGUUCAGUUAGAUACCCUUUCUACAUCAAAUAUUCUGAUAAAACAACCCGGAUUCUGUGUUAUAAAUCAACGUAAUAUUACUUCAGGACCAUUUAACUAAUUUUAAGCCUUAUAGACGUCAAAAGAAUUUGAUGUUUUUUUUCUUUUGUUUUAAAUAUAGAGCACAAGUUCUUGUAAGUAUUUACCUGUAAACAUAGGUAUAUACAAACACUGAGAAGAAACUUUGGGAAGUGUUAUCACACCUUUUUAAACAGUGUUAAUAAGUAAAUCCCUGUUACACAAUUGGUGAUAAAAAACAAAACCCAUUUACACGCAUUUAAUGUGUACUGCUUGGAGUUUGAAUGUAAUGUGAUUUGUUGACCUUUGAGAUCAGAGUUCUUGUGAGCUGGGGCUCUUGUAUUAUUGAAUGAAAUAAU